This is a messenger RNA of Hypomesus transpacificus, 2206 nucleotides long. RefSeq names its product somatostatin receptor 3 (gene sstr3a). Gene Ontology annotation, molecular function: somatostatin receptor activity; neuropeptide binding. Gene Ontology annotation, cellular component: neuron projection; membrane. The transcript has a single exon. NCBI's taxonomy places the organism in Eukaryota, Metazoa, Chordata, Actinopteri, Osmeriformes, Osmeridae. Gene Ontology annotation, biological process: neuropeptide signaling pathway. Bases 1 to 1461 code for a protein of 486 amino acids. The record is from RefSeq and is a predicted model, not a curated record.
AUGGCAGACGAGUUUUGGGAAAAUGGCUCCCUCCUCAGCCCCUACGCCGCCCUCCCCUGGUCUCUCCUAUGGUUCAACUCCACCCUGUUCAACUCCACCCUGUUCAACUCCACCAACUCCACAGAGCCGGACCCGGGCCAGGGGCUUGCCGGGGUGCUCUUCCCCCUCAUCUACAUCAUCGUCUGCAUCAUCGGCCUGGGAGGCAACACCCUGGUCAUCCACAUCGUACUUCACUACUCCAAGACCGAGUCGGUGACUAACAUCUACAUCCUGAACCUGGCCAUCGCUGACGAGCUGUUCAUGCUGGGGCUGCCCUUCCUGGCCGUCCAGAACACCCUCCAGACCUGGCCCUUCGGCUCCUUCAUGUGCCGCCUGGUCAUGACGGUGGACUCCAUCAACCAGUUCACCUCCAUCUUCUGCCUGACGGUGAUGAGCAUCGACCGCUACCUGGCCGUGGUCCACCCCCUCCGCUCCUCCAAGUGGCGGCGCCCCCAAGUGGCCAAAAUGGUGAACGGGACGGUGUGGGCGCUGUCGUUCCUGGUGGUGCUGCCCGUGGUGGUCUUCGCCAACAUCGAGAAGGACGGCGGCAACUGCAACAUCGACUGGCCCAGGCCGCAGGAGGUGUGGCGGGCUGCCUUCAUCCUCUACACCUCCACGGUGGGCUUCAUCUGCCCACUCCUCAUCAUCUGCCUCUGCUACCUGCUCAUCGUCUUCAAGAUCCGCAGCUCGGGGAAGAAAGUCCACGCCACCUCCACCAAGCGCCGCAAGUCGGAGCGGAAGGUGACCCGCAUGGUGGUGAUCGUGGUGGCCGUGUUCGUGUUCUGCUGGCUCCCCUUCUACGCCAUGAACAUCAUCAACCUGCGUGUGUCGCUGCCCCCCGGGUACCAGGGCCUCUACUACUUCGUGGUGGUGCUGGGCUACGCCAACAGCUGCGCCAACCCCAUCGUUUAUGGUUUCAUGUCGGACAACUUCAAGAGGGGCUUCCGCAAGGCGCUCUGCCGCUCGUCCAGGAAGGUGGAGAGCCAUGAGCCAAGGGAGCGGCAGCAGCAGCAGCCGGCGGCGGCGGGGGCGGCGGGGCAGGAGGAGAGGCGGAGGGUGCUGAUGCCCAGGGAGAGCCUGAGGAGGGUGGUCCGCGACGAGGACGAGGACGACGAGGAGGACAGGGAGGACGUCACGGAGAUGACGGAGAUAUGCCGGAUCGCCCAGAACGGGAACGGGAAGGGACAGGCCGAGAGCUCCUCAAGAGUGGUGUACGGAGGGAAGGGAGAGGAUGAGGAGGGGCCUGAGCUGGGCUCCCCAGAAACGAGAGCCACGUCUGGGGAGGCUGGUGGGAAAUGCCCCUGCUCGGGGCCUGCAGCCCCCAUGCCGGCCCUUCUUACUGGGGCCAAGAACGGCAACGUCAAGCCCCUGCCGGAGGAACCGGUGGAGAAGAGCACCUCCUUGGAGAUCAGUUACCUGUAACGACAAAUCGUUUCUCUGAAUGUCGUCUGACGCGCUGCUUGAACAGAACUCUAAGUGUUCCGCUGUGUCGCAGAAGACUGACUCUCUGACACGGCACCGUAGAAAACCCAUCAAUGUUAACCGUUCCCUUUAACUUUUAAGGCAUUCCCGAUUUAUUUCUUACUGCAGCAUUAAGACAACAGACUCCAUGAAUCCAUUUGUGUUCAGAUUUGUUGGAGCAGACGUUCGUGUAGCUUUUGCGUUUGUGAUGCUUGUUGUGUAAGAUGAACACAAUAUGUAUAUAUGUAUGUGCCUAUGUAUUGACCUACUCAGUGAAUUCUGUAAUUGUACAUAACUUUUCCCAGUGUGACGAUAUGUUUCCCUCAGAAGUGAAGGUACGGGAUUGCAGACUCGUGACUUUCUGGAGUUUGGGCUGGAGUUGGGUAAAGUUGACGUAAUGUUGGCAGGCACCCAGUGAAUUGACACAUCAAGGUUGUUUCUGUUUGAACUUUGUCGGGGAGAGCGCAUUAGCCAAUAGUACAACAAAUGCAUAUAUGUACGUAGUGGUAUAGUUUUUGUAAAACACUGCCAUGAUAGGAUAAAAAAAAGAAUUAUUUCAACAUCAGAAUGUAAAUGUAUAUGUGAACGAGGAAGUUUGGUAACCUUGUCUGGGACUCAGAAACCUAAAUGUUUCAUGCUCAUGGAAGCUGUCUAACGGUAGGUACGUUUAGACGGGUGAAGCUGGUGUUUCACAGCUGGUUGGUUA